Cololabis saira (Pacific saury) is the source of this 1707-nucleotide messenger RNA. It is a transcript of the gene dpp7, whose product is annotated as dipeptidyl-peptidase 7. Gene Ontology annotation, biological process: proteolysis. Bases 112 to 1593 code for a protein of 493 amino acids. The record is from RefSeq and is a predicted model, not a curated record. Gene Ontology annotation, molecular function: dipeptidyl-peptidase activity; serine-type exopeptidase activity. Gene Ontology annotation, cellular component: vesicle. The transcript has 13 exons. NCBI's taxonomy places the organism in Eukaryota, Metazoa, Chordata, Actinopteri, Beloniformes, Belonidae.
UCAGCGCAGGCGCAGUUUAGAGUCCCAGUUUCAAAGCUGGAGUAGUAUAUAGUAGUAGUAUAUCGUAGUAGUAUUAUAGUAGUAUUAUAUCAGUAACGCUGUGCCUGGAAUAUGAGCGUGAUGUUAGUGUUUUUCAUGGUGGCAGCAGUUCUGUUUUCUUCAAAUAUCCUACAUGGCUUGCCACACAGUUAUUCUCAGUCGAGUCAACAUGUCACCGGAUCAGAUCUCUUCACGGAGAAAUACUUCCUCCAGCUGGUGGAUCACUUCAACUUUAACAGCAUGGGGAAUGCAACAUUCAGUCAGCGUUUCCUGAUCGCAGACAAGUUCUGGAAAAGGAACUCUGGCCCCAUCUUCUUCUACACUGGCAAUGAGGGCGACAUCUGGGAGUUUGCCCUGAACUCCGGCUUCAUCCUGGAGUUGGCUGCUCAGCUCAAAGCACUGGUCAUUUAUGGUGAACAUAGAUAUUAUGGCCGGUCUCUGCCGUUCGGCAGCGACUCCUUUAACAUCCCUCAGGUGGGUUUCCUGACGGUGGAGCAGGCUCUGGCCGACUACGCCGUCAUGAUCACCGAGCUGAAGCAGCAGCUGGCGGCCGCUCACUGUCCCGUCAUUGUGUUUGGGGGCAGUUAUGGUGGAAUGCUGUCAGUGUUCAUGAGACUCAGAUAUCCCAACAUCGUGGCCGGGGCUCUGGCAGCCAGCGCCCCCAUCCUGUCUACUGCUGGCCUUGGAGACUCCAGACAGUUCUUCAGAGAUGUUACAGCUGAUUAUGAGAACAUUGCUACUGAAUGUCGAGAUGCCGUCAGAGGAGCGUUUCAUCAGCUAAAAGAAUUAGCUGAGCGCCAAGAUUACAGUUCCAUCCAGACAGAACUGUUCCUGUGUGAGGCUCCGUCCUCUGUCCAGGACGUCCAGCAGCUCAACGGGCUGCUGAGGAACGCCUUCACCCUCAUGGCCAUGCUGGACUACCCGUACAGCACGCACUUCAUGGGCAACAUGCCUGCCAACCCCGUCAAGGUGGCCUGUGAAACUAUGCUGCGAGGAUCUGACCUCCUGGCUAAUCUGAGGAACACUGCAGGGAUUGUAUACAAUUCGACGGGGCGGCUGAGUUGUUUUGACCUCUACUCUCUGUACGUGGAGUGUGCUGAUCCUACUGGAUGUGGACUGGGCUCUGACAGUCUGGCCUGGGACUACCAGGCAUGCACGGAGGUGGAGCUUUGUUAUGAGAGCAAUAAUGUGACUGACAUGUUUCCCGCCAUGACCUUCACUGAGAAACAGCGUGAGAUUUACUGCUCCAAACGCUGGGCUGUUGUUCCAAGACCCGGCUGGCUCAAAAUCCAGUUCUGGGGUGAAGCUCUCUCUACAGCCAGCAACAUUAUAUUCUCAAAUGGAGACUUGGACCCAUGGGCAAACGGAGGGGUGCGCCAGUCUUUGAGCUCUUCACUAAUAGCUCUCAACAUUUCUGGAGGGGCACAUCAUCUGGACCUCAGAGGGUCCAAUGAUGCUGAUCCGGUGUCCGUCAUCAGUGCCAGAAAGAACGAAGCAGAGCUCAUUGCAGAAUGGGUGAAGAUGGAAAGGAAUAGAUUACAAAAGUCACUUUAAACCUUUACUUUUCAGUUAGUUUCCCAACUGGGAUUUUGCAAUGUCAAUUUUCUCCUGUCAAAUUGUACAUUUCUAUUUUUGAUCUAAAUGUGAGUGAAAUAAAUACAUUUAAAG